Messenger RNA from Xyrichtys novacula (pearly razorfish), 9279 nucleotides. NCBI's taxonomy places the organism in Eukaryota, Metazoa, Chordata, Actinopteri, Labriformes, Labridae. The record is from the annotation of a GenBank genome assembly.
AAACUGACCAAUCACCGCGGAUGAGUGUGAGAGAACCGGAAGAAAUAAACGGAAGUUUACAAAAACACAACGACUCAGCUAACACUUAGCGAGCAUUUUUAUUCUAAUAAACCUCUGAAAGGCUUCGGUUGAAUAACACGGAGGAAACAUGGUUUGUGAGAAAUGUACGUACAACACUGUUUAGAUGCUGUCUAAUCGUAAAUGUGACUUUUAGAAAGAAAGAAGCGUUUUUAGGAAGCUAACGACGUGAGUGCUAACUAGCUCGGCUAACUGUUAUUGUUGAACUCUUGAUCUUUUGAUCAACUCAUGAUCUCUACCUUCAAUAUUGUUUGUUAUUUUUAUUCCAGGUGAGAAGAAGCUCGGUAAAGUUAUCACACCUGACACCUGGAAGGAUGGAGCACGUAAUACAACAGGUUAAUACACGUUUGCUGUGAGAUUUGACCAUAAUUACAAUCGUUAUAUCAGGAAUAACAGAUUCUUCUGUUGGUUUACAGUAGCUGUAAUUGUCUUUUCAGUAGUAAAAUUCAACCCCCAGAUUACUCUGAAACACUUUUGACUACAUGUUUUUUUCUGGACGCAUGUUUGUUCAUACUCGUAAAAGCUAAUACAUGAUGGAACAUUACCAAAUAUUCCGACGUAAAAUUAAUUGAGGGUCAAACACACCGUGCACACGGGCUACAGCGGGGUGACGCAGCUCAAGGAAGAACAUUUACUUAGUUCAUUUAGUUCUUCUGUCUUAGCGUCUCAGUCUGAUUGAAAUUGAAAUUAGGCCAAGUUAAAAAGAUGUUUGGUGGCUAGUGCUAUGACUGGGACCCUAUAUGUACUGUUGAUGAAGUUAGGUGCUGUUCUGAGCAUUAUUUGUGGCUAUAGAGUGGCAUUUUGGUUGAGGUUUGUUUACGGCUCCUCAGACCGCUGUGUAUUGCUAUCGUGAGGUUGUUACUAAAGUUGGUAUAACUAGAGAAGCAAGCGGUCGGCAACAUUCAUCUGUUGAGGGGGGUGUCUAACUCGGUGUUGCGGUGUGUUUGACUCUAAAUCAAUCUAACGCCGGAAUAUCCCUCGCUUUAAUGCAAUUAUGACCACAAUGAAUAGUGUCUGCUUUCGUGGCCAUGCAUUAUUGGGCCAUGGUAGCCACUGUAUUAUGUCAUGGUUUUACAUUAUGUACUUGUAGCCAUAAAGUAAUACUUCUUUACACAGUAAAACCUAGCAAUAAGUUAUAGUCAUUGGAGGAACUCUAUAGGUACCUGAUCAAAUAUCUGGGAAAAAAUUAAGGGUAUUUGAGUCUAAUCUCAUUCCUGCUUUCACUCCGUUGUCUGUCAGACCUCUUUUGAUUUCUGAAAUAUUAUCUUACUGACAUAAAAAUGUUAUAUGGAGUUCAUUCUGCUUCUUCCAUUCAGAGGGAGGUGGACGCAAGCUCAAUGAAAACAAGCUCCUGACUUCAAAGAAAGCCAGGUGAGCUGUCCAAACAAAUUUCAAACUAAAGUACGAUGUGCUGUUACUCAUCUUAACUCAUGGAACUUUUUUCUGGCCUCUUUUAGGUUUGACCCGUACAGCAAGACAGGCUUUGCAAUCUGCAGGAUCUGCAAGAGCUCAGUUCAUCAGUCUGGAUCACACUACUGUCAGGGCUGUGCAUACAAGAAAGGUAUGAACUUAGACUAUAUACCAGGCUAAACUUAGUUUAUUAUCUGGCCAAUACUGGAUAGGAGCAUAACAUUCAACAUGUAAAAUCCGCACACCUCAUUGUGGUAAAAAGUGGCCAUAUAGGAAAAAAACAAGCUGUGUUUUCUGUGAGUUAUCCUGAAUAAAAAGGACUCUAUACUGGGAAGAAGGCAUUGCUAUGUUUUAGUGUCCACAUGGCUUGUGGACACUAAAGGUGAGUAAAUAUGUUAUUUUACUCUUGAAUGAACCAGCUCUUUAUCAUCAAAACAAACCACAUGGGGAAAAAAGUAAACAAGAAUAAAAGCAGAACAAAUGGGCACGUACAUGGUUCGAUAAAAUGUAUAGAUUUGUUUGAAGUUUGUUUGCUGAAACCGAUAAAUCCAAAUAAAUCGGUAUCUAAAAACCUUGAAGUGGAGAGUUGCAGUCGGCGGCCAACAAACAGGCCAGAUAAAGGGGCAAUGGGUUCACAAUAAAAUGCAUAAAAACAAGUGAAGGGCAGGUUCACAUGUGGUACAUAAUGGCACCAUGCCAGUUUAUUCUACAAACAUUACAAUGACUUCAGUGAACUCCAACAAAGUGUCCUGAAAUUGCCAUCCAACAGGUGUCUUUUGGAUUUAAAAACAUGUUGUUGCCCAAUUGCUAAGACUCUUCCUAACUGCUAAUUCUUUUCACUUUUUUUUUUUUUCAAAUUUGGAGUUACUUUUCCCACAAGGCACUUUUUCCCUUAAAAUUGUUGACAACUAUCAGCUCAGUGUUGAAACAAAUCACGCAGCAAGUCAAGUUAAUUUCUCAUACAGUAUCCCAGAAUCAAAAACCCACUUCAGUUUGACGUUAUUCAACAAAACACAAUAAUAACUUGGAGAGAAACCAAGGCAGGAUGAUGCUCUUUUGUCUCAUCCUGAAGGGCAUAAUUGACCCCAGCAGCUGAUUUCCUUUCAAUCUCAAUGUCUGUUGACAUUUUCGUUUCCAUUAACCAGUAUUUAAACACUGCCAUAGUCCAUACCAUGUUCUGUGUAAUGUUUACUUUAUGUCUGUCUUUUUAAAAUUUUUGUCAAUAUCUCGGUCAUACAGUUCCUUCACCUCCUGUGGGUUUGCUGUGCUGUUUUUCUUUCUUUUCCUCUCCACUUCAUUUCUUUCCUUUUGGCCUCUGGUCCAUCAGGUAUUAAAUGAACCGGAUUACUUUUUUCAGAUAAAUUAGAUAGAAGUAAUUCUCCAGAUUAUGUGAUCCACAAUGACUUCAAUGAUCUGCUCAUAUAUAAUAUCGGAUUGUAAAAUGACACGUUAGUCCAAUGUCCAAGUUUUCAACAAAGCUGUGUCAAAAGUAGCAGCUGGGGUAGCUCCUGGGCUUCGCUCUCCUGCAGUGUUUCUCUGUCUCCUUAUGGCUGGGACACCUUCACACAAAAGACUAAACAGAUUUCCCACCUUAGAUCAUGUUCGGAACAGAGUCUGACUGGUUAACAGCAAUGUGUGUCUGUGAUGUAGCGCUCCCCCCACCUGGAGCGUUGGACUUGACGGCGUUAUCAAAUGAGCAGAGAGAUUUUCAUGCCGUGUAAAAUGUGGAUGUCUUUUCAUUCCACCAAUGUCACAGGAGCUAGUGAUCAUCUAAUAAAAACAACAUGCAAACUCACAGGGUUAUCAGCUCCUUCCUCUCUUACAUAAACUGUCCAUCAAUACUUUGUGAAAUAUUUAAGAUCGUAUUUAUAUACCUCCUAUGAUGCAAGCAGUAUUUUAAGGUUGAAUCAAUAUGUUUGUACUAUGGGACUACAUGAGUAUCUGAGGCUGCAUGUAGCAGGGCAGAUUGCAAACCUUUUCAUUAUUUCAGCUUUCUGACACAGUAUUUUGCCUCAGAAAGCUGCUUUUUUAAAAAUCAAAAGUUUCUAAAAACUGUUGACCACUACUGCGAAGCAUCAGAGAUCAGACCACAUUAGCCACCAACUUUUGGCUGCUAAAAAGACAAUGCAAGAAAUUGUUAUUAAUCAAAAACAGUGAAAACCAAUAGUCACCUGCACAAAAAAAUAAAAAAAUAACAACAGUAAUCAGUAGCAUGCAUUAAAAUUGGAUUUUUAAAAGUUACAGACAUAAUAGUCAAGGCUGCAGCAUAAUCCAAGACAUGCCUGACAUUGCGACUGUACAAACUGUUCUUUUCAUUAAUUUGUCGAUCUGUUUGUCUUCCGUUUCUCUAUCUCCUCAGGGAUCUGUGCAAUGUGUGGAAAGAAGGUUUUGGACACCAAGAACUACAAACAGACGUCAGUGUGACAACACCACAAUCAGAGAGCGCUUCUAUGCAGCAGUGAAGACAGGAUGUGAUGAUGAGACAGACGUGUGUAUUCACCAGGUUCUUAUGUAGACACCUAUAACUCUUUGACUUUUACUCCACCUACAUGGAAGAGAGACUCAUGGAGGUGUCGCCUUCUUAUUAAUUAAUAUUACCCACUGCCAUUGUAAUUAAUACAGUGGCCAUAACUGAGGAAGCACCAGGUUAACCCUUCGAUUCAUUUGUUUGCUUUUAUAUUUUUGCUUUUAAUAACUGAGUGUAAUUUAUCAUUUUUUGGGAGCGGGGGUGAAUUAAAGCAUUCACUAUGAGCACAUUAAUUUGAUUGUAUUAUUAUUAUUCAUCUGCCCGCAGCUCUGGAGACGACAGUUUUAGCCUCCUACGCACAGUGCUCACAUUUGUCCUGUACGCUGGUGAUAAUCGGUUUACGCUUACAUAAUCAUAUUUGGAUAAAGCAGGCUUUCCCUCCAUUUGGAAACCGCAUGCUCUCCUUCCGUUGUUGUCAGAGACCGAGGUUACAGUUCACAGGCUGUUUGACGACAGCGAUUUGGUAUUUAAAGGCCUGUUUCUGCCUCGGGCCUUGAACCACACGUGCACACUCACUCCUCCUUCCUAUUAUUGAUUUAUAUAAAACCAGUUACCGGUCUCAAGCUAGCACAGGUCAACACUGUGGAUAUUAGGUAAAUGUAGUGUAUCAGUCUAAUUUUAUAGUCUGUAAAGCAAAAGAAAAAACCAUCCGAAUGAAGAUUACGAUCUUAAAAUCGCACAAAAAACACCCAGUUAACAUCAGCGUCAAUACUGGUUUACAUAAGUCUGAAUCCUGUAGUUUGUUAUAUCACUGCUCUUUGGCUCCUGUUGUUCUGCGAUGCAGUGCAUUCAGGGACAUCACUUUAAUGUCUCUGUUUGUACUUGUUACACAAUCAACCAUAGGGCUUUUAACGCUCAGGCGAUGUAGCACUGACCUAAAAGUUUACAGAGGAUUAACUGAAUGUAUAUGACCAUCAAAUAGUACAUAAAUGCACCUUAUGAAACGUUUAUUUUUUAAGAUUUUAGAUUAAAGAAACCACGUUUGUUUGCCAUUCGGUGCAGAGAAUGAAUAAAUAGUUUACAAACUGACUUUUUAUGGGUUUCUAGUUUGAUCUGAAGGGACUCAAAGAACAACUUCUUACGAAAGCACUAAAAUCCCUGUUUUAUAAUGAACUCCUCGUUUGUCCUCGCAGCAAGAUUCAUUACUUGGUUGGAAAAUGGACAAAAGAAAUUCGGACUAACAACUACACAUAUGCCAUACAGGGUGACUUUCUUGGAGAAUUAUUGACCGGCUUAUAAAGAUAUCUGAGAAACAGUUCAAACAUGACAGUAGAAAGCACAUAUACAAAGCCAGUACACACAAAGGAGCAAAUAAAAAAUAAAACAAUGACUUCUAGUCAUAUUAGAUGAUAGUGUAGCUUUCAAGUUAGCCCUAUACAUAUGGAUAAUGUAAAUUAGUCUCAACAUGUGAUUUUUCAGAUACAGUAUGUGCUGCUAAACAUGAAAACACUGACUGCUCAAGGUCAUCGUUUCUUUAUGUCAUGCCACUAAACUUUACAGUUAGUGCUCUGGUCUUGAAUUGAUUGUUGGCUUGGUUUAAUAAAUGUAUAAAGUGACAGAAAGACAACCAAGAAAGUGUCACAGAAAUCAAAUUUCAGCCGUUUUGACAUCAAAUUUUGGUUGAAUUCAACAAUCAAUUCAGCUCUUAUCCAGUGGUGUCUCAGUAGUUAAACACAGUUUAAACAUUUAUUUUAGGAUAUAAACAGCAAACUCUUAAAAAGUGUCCGCUCAUGAACUACUCACGGUACCCGUCUUGAUCCAAUGAAACUGGGUCUUGAACCCAUGUUUACAGACCUGGAAUAAAACACACACAGCCUGUUGACAUUUGGAUGUAAACACAGAGUUAAUAUCCAAGUAGAAUCGUUGACCAAUCAGAGGAUAGUCAUCAGUGGUUUGUCUUAUUUUUAGCAGCAACAACUAUGGCAGUAUCAUCAGCAUACAGGUUCAUUGGACCAGUGACUGGACGGUGUCACGCAGGUUAUCAAUCCACAAAAAUCUAAAAAAAAAAGUGGACCUGAUGUGGAAACCUGAGGUACACCGACAUUAAUGUCCACAUCUGUGGCUUUUUGGGUGAUGCAAACACAUUUUUUUUGGAAUGUUACAUAAUCUGAUUCAGACCCUUGAUCUUUACUUAAAUCAGGUCAAACUUUUACUCGAGUUCAUGAUUAAGUCAAAAAUGAACAUGUUUAGUGUCACUUAACUGGCCUACUUUACAAAGAUGGAGAAACUGUAAAUAUUGAUUGGACUGUCGUUUUAUGUCUUUUUGUGUUUUUAUUCCAUUUAUAUUGUCCAAAAUGGGUAAAGGAGGAGGCCUACAGAGCAGAUCACCCUGACACUGAGCUUCACAUUUUCUCUUUCAUUGAUAUAGAAAACAUGAGAUUGGCGACCUUUAAAAUGUUGCUGUGUUUUUAUUCAGGCGUAUAACAUUCAACAUACAUGAUACAAUGUUCAUUGAUGGAACUAUCAGUCUAUUAUGUGCUUCAUUCAUUAAUUUAACUCUUUGUAAUACAUACAUCAGAAUAAUUUCAUUCAAAUCUUACAAAUGUAGUAAUUUACAAAGACAUUAGAAAUGUAUAUAUAAAGCACACGUAGUUUGUUCAAUUAUUUAAAUCACUGGACUGCGUGUGUCAAAUAAUAAAGCAAGGAAAGCACCAGUUAAAUUCCCAUAAAAAGUAUUGUCAAGCUGCAAUAUUGCACUCAGUUUAACACUUUAUAACAACAAUAUUGCUAUGAAAGAGUACUAAAGGCACCAUGAGUGUGAGUCAUAUUUCCUAUUUCUGUUCACAGUGAUUUGAAAUGAUGGAGUUCUGCAGCGGGACUGAAAUCUUCAGUGUAUUAAAGGUGAUCUUCGGAGUUGACUUUGACUCUGCAUCAAACAGUAGCUUUGUUAUGACCUGCUAUUGGUUUGGGUGUUUUCUUAAAUCAAAGUCAGAUGCAGGUCCGCUGUUACUCUAGAGCUUUCUGUGUGCUAGAGUAGACAGAGGCUCAGGAGUGAAUGGUGUACGACAUCAGUUAGAGGGUCUGCGACAGAGUCAGGAACUCCUCUCGAGUUUUGGGGUCCUCUAGGUAAAUUCCCAACAUGGUGCUCGUCACAGUUCUGCUGUUCAUCUUCUGGACGCCGCGCAUGACCAUGCACAUGUGCCUGUGGACGCAAAUACAUGUGCAUUGCUGAGAUUUUGCAACUGUAACAUUACUGACUUUGUUUAUGAAGAUGGUGUACUUACGCUGCCUCAAUGACCACAGCGACACCCUUCGGUUGAAGAGCCUCUGAUAUGCCUAAAGCGAUCUGCUUGGUGAGACGCUCUUGAACUAAAAGAAUAAAAAACAUAUGACAUAAACCGAUGGGAUUACACUCAUAUUCCCAACUAAACGGUUAAGCACCACGGCUGUAUACAAAUCUUACCUUGAAGCCUCCGACUGUAGAUCUCCACAAUCCUGUAGAGAUCAGAGCACAAGCAAAACGUAGAGGCGUGAUUACCGCGCAGAAGUAACAAUGAUUAAUCUUUUGAUAAAUAGAGACUGGCAUCAGGCCUUGUACCCUGGCCUUCACUCAGUCUGUCCAGUGGUAUGGGCUCUUCAUCUGUGAAUCAUUCACCCUACACAAUUCUCUGAAUCUGUAGGGCAAGAUUCAACCAAAGAAACUCAGUGACUCCGUUUCUGCUCAUCGGUGGAGGUGGUGUGAUAUUUAAGGGGAGGAGAGGGGACGAGGCUGCAGUGAUAUCAGAGGAUCCUCACAGGUCUAAAAGGAUUUUCUCAGCGGAGAGGGUUUAUAGUUGUGUCUGGAGUGUGCUUGAUGAGACGGGGUCUAGGCUUAGACUUAAGCCUCCAACUCAAUGUACUUAGACAACAGGAGAACACAGCCCACCGGCACUAACAUGUAGUGUGUGUGAGUGUACUUUUAUUACCUUGCGAGCUUGCUCAGGCCCACCACUUUUUUGUUGGGGAUAUACCCGAUGUGAACCUGGAGAGAGGUCACAACCAGAGAGAGCAGAGGUCAGACAAUCAGAGCGAAACCCUGGUAAACACUGGCAACGCAAUUCUGGACUCAAAAUGAUGAGACAGAUCUACAGCACAGGGGGCAGUUGUUUUUAUAAGGACAAUCUGAUUUCGCUAUGAACCCAAAAACCUCCAUGAUAUCCUUUUAGGUUGACACACACAGGCUUACCUUGCCAAAAAACGGCACCAGGUGAUGCUCACACAGAGAAAACAUGUCGAUGUCCUUCACAAUCACCAUCUCGUCGUGGUCUUCAUCGAAUAUUGCAUUGUUAAGGAUGUCUAGAAGGCAAAAAUAUGCACAUUUUAGGAAAUUAGAUCCAUUAUAGAAGACUUAAGGUGACCCCUAAAUAUCCUUAUAUUUCCAGUACAAAUAAUUUGCUUUAAUGUGCAUUCUAGGGUAUCUGAUGUUUCUUAUAAAGGCUUUAAUCCAAACUAUUCUGGGAUCUAAGUAACUCUUAAAGCACUUGAGAAUAUUACCUAACAUAAAUUCUGACAUUUGUGGAAGUUACUAUUAAAUUUUGUUGCUUUUUUGCUACUUUUUAUUCAACUUUAGGCCCUUAAAUCACUUAAAAGCGGUUUCAUCUUCAUAGAAAAUACAAAAAAUUGCAGUUUUUACGCAUUAGUUCAAGUUUCUUCACCAAAAUGUCUAUCGUUUUUACGCACAGGUUGAAACAGACCAUAUGACAAUCAUGACUGACACCCACUUUGUUCCUCAUAUGUCGGUCCCACAGAGACACCCCUCGACUCACCCUCGAUGGUCUCGUGGUAGCCUUUGGUCAGGAACUGCAUGGCCUUAGCGGCGCGCAGCGGGGUGCGCAGCAGCCCCUGCCUGUCCGUGUCUUCCCCGAGGUCCCGCAGGAUGCUGGUGUAGGCAGCCUCCAGCGUGGGCAAGCGGGACUGAUCCUCGGCCUCUUUGCGGGACGUCUCGUGCUUGCAGAGCACGGCGGACUUCUUGGACUCCAUGAUGAGGUCGUUGAAGCUCUUGUUGCAGUUGAAGUCCUCCACGGGGUCGCUGCACAGGCCGUUCAUAUCGGAGCGCUUUUUGUUGACUCGGUAUGAGGAAGAGAUGAGGAGGUGGAGGAGGCUCCUGAACUUGGGACAGCCGACAAGUUUGAUGUGUUCACGCAGCGCCUCCUGCGUUUAUAAAGCCCGAACCGGCUGCCGCGUGCGCAUCAGUCUCCCAUUCGUCAAGGUCCAGCCUACGUCAAACGUUUAGUUUCGUCAGCUGGGUUAAAUGUCAUCACGGACCCCCUCCCCCUUCUCUAUCC